AUAUAGUGAGAUCAUGAAGGACACUCCUCACCAUCAGCAUCAACAUAUUUGCAUGUGUUUUAGUGGUUGAGUUUGGAAGAAUAUAUUCAUUUCUCUCCUCUCUUAAACCUCUAUUUCUCGUGUAAUUGUUGUUGUUGAAGUCAAAAAAAUGGCAAUCAGUCACAGCACUUUAGCUUUAACCUUUGGCAUGCUGGGUAACAUCAUUUCCUUCUUGGUAUUCUUGGCUCCAAUAUCAACAUUUUACCGCAUAUACAAGAAGAAAUCAACUGAGGGAUUCCAGUCACUACCAUACCUAGUGGCUUUGUUCAGCUCCAUGCUUUGGUUAUACUAUGCAUUACUCAAAAAAGAUGCUUUUCUUCUCAUUACUAUCAACUCAUUUGGUUGUGUUGUAGAAACCAUAUACAUCCUAUUGUAUAUCAUUUAUGCACCAAGAGAUGCAAGGAACUUAACUUUGAAGUUACUUUCGGCGAUGAACGUGGGAUCCUUUGCUUUGAUUCUGUUAGUGGCAAACUACGCGGUGCAUGGUUCGGUUCGUGUUCAAGUUCUUGGAUGGAUUUGUGUUUCUCUUUCUGUUAGUGUCUUUGCAGCACCACUAAGCAUUGUGGCACAAGUUGUUAGAACAAAGAGUGUUGAGUUUAUGCCUUUCAAUUUGUCAUUUACUCUCACAUUGAGUGCUACAAUGUGGUUUGGUUAUGGUCUGUUCCUCAAGGACAUAUGCAUUGCGCUUCCGAAUGUGUUGGGCUUCGGUUUGGGAUUAGUUCAGAUGUUGGUGUACGCCAUUUAUAGGAAUCGCGGUGAAAAAUCGAUUAAAAAGGAAAAGAUGGCGCCAAUUGAGGCACUCAAAAUUGUUGUAGAGAGCAAAGUGGAGAAGAACAAGGAUGGUGAUGAUGAUGAUGAUGAGAAAAAGGAUAAAAGUGAGGAUCUUAUAGCUUGUGGAGUUUAAAUGUGUUUAUUUGAUAUGACAUUGAAUAUGUGAGAAAUACUGAUUUUUCAUAAUCAUAUAUUCAGUGUAAUGUCAAAUAAGUAUGUUAUUAUUUCGUGAGCACUAUAGUAUAGCCACGAUUUCUAUCUUUCUAGCUUUCAUUUCUUUAGUUAUAGCUACUUGCAUGUGCUAGCUACUUGAUUCUGUCUUUAAGCUUUCGCCAUUCGAUCUUGUAUUGUAAAUCUUGCCAUCCAUGAAUUAAUGAAGCUUCACCUUUUAUGUCAA
Messenger RNA from Lathyrus oleraceus (garden pea), 1207 nucleotides. Its product is annotated as bidirectional sugar transporter N3. Gene Ontology annotation, molecular function: sugar transmembrane transporter activity. Gene Ontology annotation, biological process: carbohydrate transport. The transcript is spliced from 5 exons. Bases 149 to 943 code for a protein of 264 amino acids. Gene Ontology annotation, cellular component: membrane. NCBI's taxonomy places the organism in Eukaryota, Viridiplantae, Streptophyta, Magnoliopsida, Fabales, Fabaceae. The record is from RefSeq and is a predicted model, not a curated record.